AUGUGGUCAUCUGCGAAAGAAGAAGAGGAAGAAGCGAGAAUGAAGGAAAAGUUAUGCAGUACUUAUACAAUUUGCAACUUUUUCCUUACAGCCCGACGUCUACAAACGGCAGCUCUGUUAAAUGGGGUGCAGCCUCCACAGCACUCUCAAGCAGCAACACAGCCAACAGGGCAGCAGCAGCAAGCACAGCAGCAACAGGCACCACCUCCACAAGUGAGCCAUCAACUGCCUCCUCUUGCACCCACUGUUAGCUCUUCUACAGCAGCUCUCCAGGCCAGGCAACAAACAUUACGGCUACAGCGCCUCCAGGUGGAGCACGAGAGACUCAGGCUUAGGCAACAGGAGAUCAUUAAAACGGAACAGUCAUUGCGCAUGAGUCUACGGGAGGAAGCGGGACCACAACAGGUACAACAAUCACAACAGUCACAACAACAACAGCAACAGCAGCAGCAGCAGCAGACAGCACAAACAGUAGCCCCGCAGUCCACACAGCAAACCUCACAACAACAGCAGCAAGGUAGUGAGCUGGUGCUGACCUCUGCUGGCCUGACUUUAUCCUCGGCCCCGCAGACAGUGACCCCGGUGACCACAUCUGUGACAUCGGCUGCUGAUCCUUUCAUCGCUACGACAGACUUUCACUCCAGGCAGGAAUCAGCAGAUAGCGGACUUGGCCUGGGAACCAACUACUCCCUCCCUCAUACUCCAGAGGAUUUCCUAGCAUCUAUGGAGGAUGUUGAGAUCACGCCAUCUGAUGCUGAGAUGAAAACUUCUCCAGCUAACAACAUCCUGGAAGCACCUGAGCUUGAGUCUAUGGAUUCUGAAGACCUCGUCCCUACAAUACAGCUGAAUGAUGACCUGUCAACUGAUUUCCUAAAUGACAUGCUCGAGACAACCAAAAUGGAUAAUCUUCACACGUGGCUGUAAAAAGAAAAGUUAAAAAAAUGUGAAAUGUAUAAAAAAAAAAAAGCUCGUGCUUAUUUAGUGGUGAGAAGACUAAUGCCUCUGGGGACAUUUAGAAUUAUAUGUAGUGUUUCAAUUUGGUUUCCUUGUUUCCUGGUUAGGUAAAAUGUACCUCUCAAGGCUUGAAUAGGCAGAAAGCAAUUUUCAUAGUCUAUUUAGAUAGACAGAAAAAUAUGCAAUCUUGCUUUAUGCAAAAAAAAAGAAGCUUUUGUGGGAGGCAACAAGAAAAUAGACCAGGAUGCAACCAGUACCCAAAUUUGAUGUUAUAGUACCUCAUAGGUGGGAAUAAAUGUUGUGCAAGAAUAUGUUAUGUUGAAAUCUGCAGUCUGAAUAUGUCAGAAACUGUAUAUGAAAUGAACAAUGGUACAGUACAACAAAAAGGCAGCAUUAAUGUUUACGUGCAACUGUGUAUUUGUAUGUGAUACAGAAAGUACCAUGAAUUUGGGCUCUCUAUGCUGGAUGUAUUCUUUGUUUCCACCUGUGAGGGAACAUUAGCCACAAAAACCAGGCUAUGUGGGUUAAUUACAUGGUCUUGAAAUCUGAAGAAAAAUGAAAAAUUGAAGCCAUAAUUGAGUGAUACUGGGAAGUUUUAGAGAUGUACUGUGCCCAACACUGAUCUCGUACGGCUUCAAUAAUAUCUUAAGCAAAUGAUACCCAUUUUUUUGUAUGUGAUGGAUUAGUGCCUACAGACUACCAAGUUAUACUCUAUUCGAGAGGCGGUUCCCAACACUGGCAACCUCCCAUGUUGUAGGUUAAGUUCUGUUUUGUGAAUACCUUUUAGUGGUUUUAUCACGUGCAUUUAGGACUAUGAUAUUUUUGGAGGUUUAUCUCAUUGCCUCUGUCCUCUCCAUAUAUCAAGUGAUUCACUACCAAUCUUACCGUCCAGUUCUGCCUUGAUCAAUAAAAUACUGUAUUGCCGGACUUAAUCAUAUUACAGAAUAAUUAUAUUUAUUAAUGAUAGCUAAUUGUCAUGUAAAUAGUAUUUCAAGUUAUGUUCUUGUGUAAGAAAACUCACUAUCUUAAUAUUAUAAAUAUAUAAAAAAAAUAGUUAAUUGAAAAGGCAUUAAUUAAUUUUAGAUACAGGCAGCUGUUUAACAAUGAAAAUGAAACAUUAAUCCCAAAAGUUAAUGGGAAGCAAUUGAUCCUUUUUGACAAUGCACUCAGUGCUCCUUUUUUUUUUGCAAGACAGUGGAGCAAUCUGUUGUUUGCAUUUUAUUUAGUUGACUUUUUUGUGUUUUGUUGGCUGUUACGCUCCUUCCAUCUGCGGCUACCCUAGUUCCUGUUGUGUGAUCAUGUACAGCAGUUUUACAUCUUUGAGCCUCCCUAGCUUCCCUUCAGCAUGUGUAGUAAUGACUAUACAUUGAAUUUUUGACAAGGCUGUAUUUUCAGCAUCUACAUUUUCAUAUAAUUUUUUUAUAUUUAGUUCCGAGUAAAUCUUAGCAUGGCUUAUUUUUCUUUUCAAUUAUAAUACUUAUGAAUCAGUGUUAAAUUCAAGCUUUAACUUUUUUUCUCUGAAUGCUAAAAAAGGAAUUAGUUGAGGAUCCUUAUAAAAGCUUCAUCUGUUUGUUCGAUCAGUGAUCAGGACAUUUAUAUGGGGAGUUUUUGAACAGCCUUAAUUCAUCAUUUCGUCUUGUGUAAGCCAAAGUAAUAUGUGUUGUUAUUAUUGUUUGAUCUGAUGGAAUAAUUAAAUAGAUCACUAUUAAAAUAAACAUUUAUAAAAAUUUGCAUCACUUAAAUAUGUGAAAAUUCCUGUGGCCGAUUGUUGUGCUACUUCAGUUUAAAUGCACAUGAUAUUUGACAAAUUGUUAUAAUAAUGUUUGAUCAAUAAUUUUCAUUUAAUGCAACUUUGUGAUGUGCAGGGAGCUUGUUUAUUCAUGUUCUUAUUUGUUAACACAGAUUUUAUGAUGUUCUUUCAGAGAUUAUUUGUUAAAGUUUCAAAAAUUUUCUUACAAAGUAUUUUUGGUGCCUUAGAGGAAAUGAGGUGCCUUGUGUAGUGGCAGUACUGUAUAUGUAUGGCAGCUCGAUGAAGCAGGAACUAAGGUGAUAGCCAGUCAUGUUUUCCAGCCUUAGUUAAUGACACACAAUUAAUGUACUUAAAGCAAUGGCCAUAGUUUCCACUAGGUCUACCAGUCUUUUAAACUAGCAUUCUUAAUGAUUCACCAAUCCCUAUGAUACAUGUGACGUGGGCGGUUUCUGUAUCUAUUUGUGCAGGUUUGUCUGCCCUGCAGCUGUGCCAGAAGUAGCUACAUGGGAUGCUUCUGAUUCCCAACUGUACUGUAAAUAGAAGUUGGAUAACAUUUUGAAACAUAAACUGUAUCCAGUAGCACUCUGGUCACGUCAUCAGUAUUUCAAAUCCCCACAUCCAUCCACAGUCUGCUCAAGUGAUUUAUGGACGUCCCAAGUGCCUUUGUCUGCAGCUGUUUAGUGGCCGUUCAGCUCCUCCCUGGGUCAUUAAACUGGUCAAAGGUCAUGACCCAGGUCGUUAAGAGGUCACUUUGGCAGCUCCCAUGCCACAUUUUAAAAUGUGGCUGUAGGUUUAGCUUCAUGUUAAGUGUUAAGGCUGAACAAGCACCAAGCGUUGACCACACACUUGGUGCUUGUUCCGGUAUUAUUAUCAUUAUUAUCUUAUUAUUAUUAUUAUUAUUAUUAUUAUUAUUAUUAUUAUAAUUAUUAUUAUUAUUAUAAUUGCUCCAGUAGACAUGAAUUUUUAUUUUAUCAGGAAAUGUACAUGUUCAUUUUUUUAUGUUCAUAGUAUGGUGUCUUUUGUGAUAUACAUCUAGCAUGCAAUGUUGUUUUUAGUUUGUCUUAUAGUGGCCAUAUUUGUUAGUUUUACAAUGACUAGUUAGAAACUCAGCAGCAAGGCUCUUGUUUUUCAAUCUUUUUAAUGUGGUGAAGGGUUCCUAGUAUAGAUUAAAGAAAAAAUAUCACAGCUACCAAUAUUAUAUUCAUAUCAAACUUUCUUAGAAAAAUAAUCCAAUGAUAAAGUUUUAUACUAAUAGAUUUAAGAUUAUGACCCGAGAUUUGACUUUUAUCAAGUCUUUUGGGGUUGCGUCCUUCCCAAUCUUUCUUGCACAAGUUUAUGAAGUUCAGUUGCUCUACAUACCUCUAGAAAGCAAUGUAUAGAGUAUGAAAACUGUUUAUGAAAAAUUAACCCAAUAUUAGGUACAGUACCAUCAACUGAUCUUGUUGUUAAUCUCAAUACGUUGUUUCAAGCUGAGGAAAUGUCUUUCCAUGAUCCUAGAGUUACUGAUUUUAUAAACUGAUACUUAUCAAUGUUGCCUUGCUUUUAUAAGGUCCUGUCACAGUCCUAACAAUUUUUCAGUGUACAGUAUAUGUGGGACUGUUAUGGGAAAUAACCCAUGUAAUUGGGUAGGUAGCAAGCUAUGCCAGUUAAAGCAUGAAAGAUUUUGUGAACAUUUCUAGCUGAUCACCUUCUCUCUUGUCCUGUCUGAUCAGCACACCGCCAUAUACAUCCAACUCUAUGCUAGGAAUGGUUCACUUAAUCCUCAUACCAUGACUGAACUCUUGCCCCAACCCUGAUCUAUGGUAUUAGCUUAUGGCUCACAAAUCACGGUGAAAUUUAGCAAUGUGACAGAAAUAGGGAAAUUUGUUUGGAAAUGCCAAUAGAAAAGUUCCCUGUAUAUUGUGGCUUGGUUACAACACAUGAUUACCUGUUUUAUAAAACCUCUGCCACAGAACAUUUUUUCCUUUUUUUGCCAUAUUUGUGAAUACCACCCAAGUGCUUAUGACGCAGGGGGUGAAGUAGCAUCCACUCCCCCAUGAAAUUUAAGUGUAUGCUGAAGCAAUGUAAAUAAAUUUUAUCUUCAAAUGA
Molecule: messenger RNA, 4792 nt
Organism: Homarus americanus (American lobster)
Lineage: Eukaryota; Metazoa; Arthropoda; Malacostraca; Decapoda; Nephropidae
Product: transcriptional coactivator YAP1-B-like
Exons: 5
Coding region: 1-924 (307 amino acids)
Biological process (GO): hippo signaling; positive regulation of transcription by RNA polymerase II
Cellular component (GO): cytoplasm; nucleus
Molecular function (GO): transcription coactivator activity
Source: RefSeq, a predicted model, not a curated record